GUGCGCACGUCUUUUGUCGCACACAAUCUGUCACAAUAAACGACAACUCCGCUCCGUCAGUCAGUCAGUUCGAGUCCGUGGUGGCGUACAGUUCGUCGGCAAGUAGUCAACCGCAGUGCACGCACUAAAACAAAAAUGGUGACCCACGUAGCAAACCAAGCUGACCUGGAGCAGAAACUGAAGGACGCCGGCGGCAACCUGGUCGUGAUCGACUUCUUCGCCACGUGGUGCGGCCCGUGCAAGAUGAUCUCGCCGAAAUUGGAGGAGCUCGCCCAAGAGUACAGCGACGUGGUGUUCCUGAAGGUGGACGUUGACGAGAACGAGGAGAUCGCGAUGGAGUACAACAUCUCGUCGAUGCCGACGUUCGUGUUCAUCAAGAACGGCGCUACCGUUCUGACGUUCAGCGGCGCCAAUUACGACAAGCUCAAGGCCGCCAUCCUGGACCACAAAUAGAUUUAUUGAUUUGAUUGAUGGAUGUAUUUUAUGCAUAGUUUUUUAUUCGUUUAUUGUUUAAGUAAAUGUUUUUCAACACACACAUACACACACACACACAGUUUGUAGUGCCUCAUUCACUGAACAAAUACUAUUGUUUUUGGACGGUGUAUUUAAACCUAUAAGUACUGUCAGCGGUUUACAAAAUGAAUAAAGAUCUGUUACUUUUA
Aethina tumida (small hive beetle) is the source of this 662-nucleotide messenger RNA. Its product is annotated as thioredoxin-2. NCBI's taxonomy places the organism in Eukaryota, Metazoa, Arthropoda, Insecta, Coleoptera, Nitidulidae. Gene Ontology annotation, molecular function: protein-disulfide reductase activity. The coding region runs from base 136 to 453 and encodes 105 amino acids. The record is from RefSeq and is a predicted model, not a curated record. The transcript has 2 exons.